AUGUCAAGUACCUCAGACAUGGACGAGAUGGUUGAGAACCGCAAGAAGAUUGAGAAAGUUUUACAGCAGAGGUUGUCUGAGCUGUUGAAGAUUCUGACCGACAGGGAGAUCCGCAAUCUGUCCAACAAGGGGAAGAUACACAGGUUUGACAAGGAUCAAGUCAUAUCAGCGCAUGGGGAGUUGGGAGACAGCUUGAAGUGUGUGGUGUCUGGUUCCCUCGAAGCCUCUUCUAUCUACGGCCAAGGAGCGAACGAGAUCUCCCAGCGCGAGCUGACGCUGGGGAGGGGGAACACGUUCGGGGAGGAGGCGAUCUUAGACAUGCCGUGUGUCAUGACCGUGAAGGCCCUGGGACCCUGUGAAGUUUGCUACAUACAUGUUCAACACUUCCGAUCUGUGAUAGGAAAGAACGCGGACGUGAAUGCAGUGCUCAGGAGCUCUCUGACUUGGCAGGAGAAGCACAAAUCUCCUCUUCAGAUCCUCGCCCAGCGCAAGUGUAAGCUGUUAGAAAUUAUGUCCGACGAUGCGAUCAAAACUUUGUCCAAGGAGGUUGAGAAGAUGUAUAUUGAGUCAGACACGUUGCUCUGCUCGCAAGGCGACGACGGCGACAGCAUGUUCAUCAUCAUCAAGGGAUGUGCUCGGGCUACCUGUACCCGAUCCAUCGCGUUCCAAGAUCCAACGACCAAAGAAAAUUUGACGAAGACAAUCGAGCUGGAGACGCAGGUCUACAAGGAAGGUGACGCCUUCGAAGACGCAUGCGUUGCUUUGGGCCAGCAGCGAAUAGCAACAGUCCUCGCGCUGUCAGGAUCUUGUGUAGGGGUUUUGAAGAGAGAAUCGAUGUCUAGAGCUCUCAUCAGCAACGAGCUCAUCAACUCCAUGAAGCAAUUCUACGAGGGCAGCUCCUCAGAAACCUUCAUCGCGGAAGCGUUGAUGCUCAGGAGCCCAUCGGCCUUGUUCCCGAUGCUCGAUCAUCGAGAGCUGCGGAUGCUCGCGCUGGGGUCGCAGAUCCAAGUCUAUCCUGAGAAUGCGAUUCUCAUCCAGCAGGGGAAGACCAAUCACAACAUCUUCCUCAUGCUGGAGGGAAGCGCUGCGAUCCAUGUGAGCUCCCCCUCCGAGGGCUACCAGGAAGUCGCACGAGUGAGGGAUGGGCAAUCCCUGGGCGAGGUCAGCCUCAUCUUGGGCUCUCGAGCAACCUCGACGGUCACGUGCACCCAACAAAGUUUCGUGGUUGAGAUCCCCUACGAACGAAUCGAAGGCGUCAUCCUUGCUCGGCCAGACAUAGUCGACCAGAUGUUCCAGCUGAGAGUCAGCUGUCAAGAGAAAGGGUUCCUGUUAGAGAUGAUCGGCCUCUCCGACAGCUCCCUCAACGACCUCAACAUCACCAACUUCCAGGCCGUGGGCGUCAUGGCGUCGACCUACCUCGAGCCCCCCUUCCUUACGGAGUGGGAGGGCCUCACGGUGCAGAUCGUUGAAAUCUCUCCUCCGAUCUUCGAUGGCUCCGACUCGAAGAGGGGCAGAUAUCAGAGGACGAGCGACGUGCUGGAUCAAAAUGACUUUAGAACCAUCUACAGGUGCCUUGAUACCGAGACCAACACCUUCUUGGCAUGGAACGAGCCGAACAAGGCGACAGGAAAGGAAGCGAGAGGGUCGAAGGACAUACUGGAGCAGGUGCAAGGCUCUUCCUGCCUCCCCCUGCUUACUGAGGAGCAGAUGGAGUCGAGUGUUGGGCUGUCUCAGACGGAGCUUGAGUCCAUCACCGGCAUCAGCGCCUGGAAGGCCCUCAUGCCCUGGGAGAGCGAGAAGCCUGUGGACUGGGAGGAUGCGAUCCCAGAGGAGUACAUGUCAGCGGAGAUGCUCGAAGAGAAGAGGAGGCGGGAGAGGACGGUCUACUUCUCUCCAACGCUCAUCAAGUGA
Molecule: messenger RNA, 1911 nt
Organism: Guillardia theta CCMP2712
Lineage: Eukaryota; Cryptophyceae; Pyrenomonadales; Geminigeraceae
Exons: 19
Coding region: 1-1911 (636 amino acids)
Source: RefSeq, a predicted model, not a curated record